Catharus ustulatus (Swainson's thrush) is the source of this 2052-nucleotide messenger RNA. RefSeq names its product solute carrier family 49 member 3 (gene SLC49A3). Lineage: Eukaryota; Metazoa; Chordata; Aves; Passeriformes; Turdidae. Bases 40 to 1458 code for a protein of 472 amino acids. The record is from RefSeq and is a predicted model, not a curated record. Gene Ontology annotation, biological process: transmembrane transport. Gene Ontology annotation, molecular function: transmembrane transporter activity. The transcript has 10 exons. Gene Ontology annotation, cellular component: membrane.
CGGACGGGGCAGAGCCGAGUCGAGCCGCGCCGAGCUGCGAUGGAGGGUGGCGAGGCGGCCAGCCUGCUGGGGGAGCGCAGCCUGGGGCCGCCGGGCCGGUUCAAGACGUACCGGCGGCGGUGGUUCCUGCUGGCCGUCGUGUGCCUGCUGAACUGCUCCAACGCCAUGCUGUGGCUGACAUUUGCUCCUGUGGCUGAUAAGACAGCUGCUUACUUCCACAUUUCCCUGGAGACUGUCAACUGGCUGUCAAUGGUGUACCUCCUCAUCUCGAUCCCAUUUGGUCUGGUGGCAACAUGGGUCCUCGACAGCGUGGGGCUCCGCUGUGCUGUGGUCCUGAGUGCAUGGCUGAACAUGGUUGGUAGCAUCACCCGGAUGUUCAGCGUUCUGAAGUUCCUGAGCUUGGGCCCCCAGAGUUACUGGUACCUGUUUAUUGGACAAUGCUUCUCUGCUUUAGCACAGCCUCUUAUCAUCUUUUCACCUACAAAGCUGGCAGCACUAUGGUUCCCAGACCACCAGAGAGCGACAGCAAAUAUGAUUGCAUCGAUGUCCAAUCCCUUGGGCAUUCUUAUAGCAAACUUGUUGUCACCAGCACUAGUUCCUGAAGGAAAGCACAUUCCAUUGAUGCUGGGUGUUUAUGCUGUCCCAGCAGUAACAGCCUGUGCUCUAGCAACUCUGGGGAUUCAUGAGAAGGUCCCACCAACGCCUCCGUCAGCCAGUGCCACUAACUCCAACUCACAGCCAUUCUUCACAGGGCUCAAAAUGCUGCUGAGAAACAAGCCAUACAUCAUCCUGGCAGUGUGUUUUGGAGGAGGAAUUGGGAUGUUCACCUGCUUUUCAGCUCUGCUAGAACAGAUCCUUUGUGAAAAGGGAUAUUCAAAUGAUUUUGCUGGCCUGAAUGGUGCACUGUUCACAGUCUGUGGUUUGUUGGGUGCUUUCCUGCUAGGCAUGUAUGUUGACCGGACAAGGAAGUUCAUAGAGUCCACCAAGAUUAGUUUCUGUCUGAGUGCACUUGCCAGCAUCAUGUUCGCGGUGACUUCUCGGUUCAGACAUCAGGCCAUCAUGUUGGCCAUCACAAGUUCACUCUUCGGUUUCUUUGGUUUUGCCAUCUACCCCAUUGCCAUGGAGUUGGCUGUGGAGUGCUCCUACCCCGUAGGAGAGGGCACAUCUACAGGCCUGAUUUUUGUUGCAAGCCAGAUUGAGGGUGCGAUUUUAAUGAUUCUUCUACAAGCUCUCACUGUCCGUGUUUCUGAGGAUCCAUUCUCCACCUGUGCCCUUGAUCAGGAUGGAGCCCUGGACUGGACAACUCCAGUAUUGGUGCUGGCUGGCCUCUGCAGUGGUAUGGCUUGCUUCUACGUCAUCUUCUUCCACACUGAUUACAAGCGGCUCCGUGCUGAGACAAUCACUGCUGAUUUGACCAAGGCAGAAGAUGCAGCAACAGCACACGUUCCUGAAUCCUAAACAGGCCAAAAAGGGGAUGCCAAGGAUCAAGGACUCAAGACUAGUGAGCAUGGACCAAUCCUGAGCUGGUACACUGGGAUAUCCGUGUCAUGUUGCACAACAAGCAAGGACCAGAGCACAUAGCACCUUUGCUGUGCAUCUCUCAGUCUUCUAUUUUUUUGGGGAUCUGGGCUGUUAAGAAUGGCUGUCCUGCCAGAAAGGUCAAAGUGGCAAUGGAAAAUUAUGCACUAGAAUUUUUUAUGCACUAUGAACUGGAAAGAAGUUGACUUGAUUCAAGCUAAAGUAAUGUCACAGUGGAGGGUAGCACUGUAUUUCAGCCAUUUUUAAUUUUUCAUGUAUGUGGGUCAAGGGUGGAGGUUUCAGAGAGAUGGAAGCUGUGCCUACCACAAACCCAGUGGAAAACUUCUAUUUAAGGACUGUGGUACAGCAUAACCACGCUUCCACUCAUGUUGGAGCUAAUUGUGCCUUUUAGCUAAAGGGCAGUAGAAGCUAGAGCAUCCUUUCAUUCCAAUGGGGAUAUGUAAGUACAGUAAUUUCAAGAUUACAAGCCGCACCUGAUUAUAAGCCGCACUUUGGGGUGUCGGCAACGUUUCG